AUGGAGUCAUCGGCGCCCAAGAGGCGCAAAACAUCUCCAACAUCUUCUGUCCCCGUCGAGUCCACCACCCCGCCAGACCCUCCACCGCAGCAGCAGCCAACGGAACCACGAGCAACGUCCGAGUCUCCCACAAGGUCAAGCCUAACCAGACGCGAGCCCGCUUCGAUUCGAGCGGAGGAACUACCCGCGUCGCAACCAGAAUCCCCUGACGAUGAGGCCGACCUCUCGAACGCCCUGACUGCACAGCUCGAACACCACUCUGAGGGAGAUGGCACCGCGUCGUCUCCAGCUUCCCAGCAACCUUAUGCAGCUGUGACAGCUCACAGCGCGCCAUCCGAUGCCGGCGGAAAUCAAGAGAGGUCAGGAUCGCGGUCACCAGUGAGGAGGGCUGGCGGCACCACCCUCGGCGCACAACCAGCCCGGCGCUCACCCAGUCGACCCCAACCACGGCCACUGCCACCUCCUGCACCCGAGCAUGAGGAAGACCUGUUCAACCCUUUCAUCGGGCGCGCACUGCAUCGUUCGCCUCUCAACACUGGCGUUCUCCCAGUCGUUGUUCCCCAAGAGCCCGAAUUGCCGCCUACACCUCACCGUAACGAUCCUGUGGUGAGCACUCCACCAUCGGGAAUACAUAACACGCCGUCUAAGAGACGCCGUCAGGGCAAUGUUGGAGGACGUGCGCGGGAAGAGUCGCCGUCCAAAGUAACGUCACGAGAUGGUGAUGGCCCACCGCAGAAAGAGUCGCAGAAACCCAGAGUAUUUCGUGUCGCAAGACGCGGAAGUCCGGUACAAAUUGUCGAAAAGGACCAACCGACAUCACAGCCUUCGAAAGACCAGAGUGAGAAGUCAAAGAGCGAGUUCGCGCCGGGGACACAUCCGCGCCGGAGUAUACGGCUGAACCCACUCGCGGAAAAGGAGAGAGAACGCGAUGCGCUGUUGCGGGAGGUCGCGCAGCUAGAGGCGGACCUUGAACUGGCUACGAGGGAGAACCAGGCUGCGGCUCAAGGAGUAUCUUCAUCCGCGGAUAGCAGCGACAUAUUAGACCUGUUCCGCCGACAUCUUCUCCCUGGGCAGAAGGACCAAGAGCCUGAUCCAACUUCACAAUGGCUCGAGACAGCGAUGGACCCCAUCGCAAUGUUGGGGUUCAAUGGAUCCUCGUCGGCCUUUCUCCCACCCCCAAUACCACAAGAGAAGGAAAAGCCCGAGCCUCCUCCAAUAUCUCACCAUCCGAUACCGAUGUCCGCCGCAGAUGAGCUCCCCUAUCUUCAAGUCUUCGCGCCUCUGACCUUCACCUCGAAGUCCAUUACCAUCUCCGCCCCCUCUGACCAAGGAGAGCCCAUGCUGAAAAAGCUCAUAAUCCGCGUCGGCUCUGCCACCCCACCUGGCCUUUUCGUAGCGCGCAUAGAUAUGACAGUCAACACCCGCACCCUCGCAGUGUCGUCCCUCGCCGUGCCCAGGCUCGACCCCGCCGCCGUGGGCGAGCUCCAGCCCUUCGUCAAUAGUAUCACCCGCAAGGCGCCACAACAUAGCGCGCUCACACGGAACGUCAGUAUGCUUGCAUGGGCUAUGAGCGAAUGGUACCGGGUCGCGCUGAAAAGGGCCAAGGUCUGGCACGCGCUGGAGAAGCAGCUCGGACCAGAAGCCAAAGACGGGCUCCUGGACGUUGUGAGAGCUAUGAGGACGAAGAAAAGGCGGAAGAGGCGAGCACGGGGAGAGACGGAUGAUGUCGGCGGCAGUUUCGAAUCUGCCGACUCGGCGGGCGGCUCCCUGGAGGGCAUGAUGCUCUCCAAGGCAGAUUUGCUGCCGCACAUGGGCAGGGCGACCAUGGACCUGAGCGUGCCCUGCCUUGCCGAGGAGGGCGCCAGCGCAGCGUCGGAGUUGCGCGUCAGCUGGGGCAUUGAGUUUGACUGGACUGGUGAGGCGAGGAGCAAGCUUGGUGUGGAGGUUGGCGUCCCGGGAAAAUGGCAAGCAUCUGAUAAUCGCAAAAGCAUUGCUGGAAUACCCAUGUUGUUUGACAAACUUGUACAAGGUGGCGAGGACCCUUUGACGGCAGUUAAGACGGUCGUGGCCCUUUUGGCGGGUGAGCCAGGUCCUUAA
Messenger RNA from Diaporthe amygdali, 2097 nucleotides. RefSeq lists its product as uncharacterized. The record is from RefSeq and is a predicted model, not a curated record. The transcript is spliced from 2 exons. NCBI's taxonomy places the organism in Eukaryota, Fungi, Ascomycota, Sordariomycetes, Diaporthales, Diaporthaceae. The coding region runs from base 1 to 2097 and encodes 698 amino acids.